AUGGGGGAGCUUGGGAUCAGGCAAAUUACUCAGGGAGCCCCCAACCAGACCCAGGCCAGCACUGUCCUGGGACAGCUGCUGAAGGCACCCCUGGAGGGGAGGACCAGCACCAACUCCUCCAGGGCCCUGAAGAUCCCUGACGGAACCAGCGCGGCCUGGUACAUCCUCACCAUCUUUGGCAUCUACGGUGUGAUCUUCCUCUUCCGGCUGGCCAGCAACAUCCUCCAGAAAAACGAUCGGUCCUUGGAAGAAGUCUAUUACUCCAAUUUGACUUCCGAGCUGAAAAAGAAAGGACUCCAGUACCACGGGGCCAAAGACUCCCCACUGACCGUCAGCAACGGGGCUGUCCUGCAGCCUGCCCCAAGCUGCCUGGGGAUUCUGCACGGAAAUGGUAGCCCUUCCUGCGACACAGAACUCUCGAGGGUCCCUUGA
This is a messenger RNA of Sorex fumeus (smoky shrew), 432 nucleotides long. It is a transcript of the gene SMIM34, whose product is annotated as small integral membrane protein 34. The record is from RefSeq and is a predicted model, not a curated record. Lineage: Eukaryota; Metazoa; Chordata; Mammalia; Eulipotyphla; Soricidae. The coding region runs from base 1 to 432 and encodes 143 amino acids. The transcript is spliced from 2 exons.